AUGUCGGCACGUGUUGCGGGUUACGCAGCCGUCGCAUUCUCAGUUUCCGCCCUAUUUUUGGUCAUCACUUUUGUGCCAGCGUUGUGGAAUAAGAUCAAUGACAUUACUGGUGAAUUGCAUUAUGAUAUGAACGAGUUCCGCGAUUUGCACAAUGAAGUUUGGGCGAAUAUGCGAGGAGAAACAUUUGGCGAAUCGGUUGUGCCAUUUGCAAGAAAGAAGAGACAGACUACAAGAGCUGGGGAAUGCUGUGAGUUUUUUUUUCUGAAAUUGAGCUCCAAAAUUAUUUAUGUGAAAAUAAAAUAACCUUCUUGCAGUAUGCGCAUCGAAUAAUGGUUGCCCAGCAGGUCAAAAAGGUCCACAAGGACUUCCAGGUCAAGACGGAACACCAGGCCAACCUGGAGAACCAGGAGCUCGUGGACUUCCUGGAAACUAUCCAUCAGUUAACAUGGAUGCUCAUCAACAAUGUAGAAUGUGUCCACCAGGACCUCCAGGGUUCCCAGGGCCAAUUGGACCACCAGGAACUCCAGGAGAUAAAGGAAAUGACGGAACUCCAGGACUUCGCGGGCCAGACGGACAUCCAGGACAUCCAGGAAACCCAGGAUACGGAGGUGAGCCAGGAGGACCUGGAAACAACGGAGCACCUGGAGAGAAAGGAAGAGAUGGAACACGAGGAACUAAGGGAGCACCUGGAGCACCAGGACAACAAGGACCACAAGGACAACCUGGAUUCCCAGGACAAGCUGGAAAUGAUGGAAAUUCGGGAGUUCCGGGAACUCAAGGAACACCAGGUGGUCCGGGAAUUGAGGGACCACCAGGAGCACCAGGAUUUGACGGACAACAAGGACCGUCUGGAACACCGGGAGAGGAUGCUAAUUAUUGUAAAUGUCCACCAAGAAGCAAAUUGUCUAGCAAAUAG
Molecule: messenger RNA, 916 nt
Organism: Caenorhabditis angaria
Lineage: Eukaryota; Metazoa; Nematoda; Chromadorea; Rhabditida; Rhabditidae
Source: the annotation of a GenBank genome assembly